AUGAGUAGCUGGCCCUGUGCUGGAGGAAAUCCAAUCCAAGUUGCGACGCUGGCCAGGACAUCAAGCAUCACAUCGUCUGAAGGCCGUCUCGGGAUCGCGCUGGCCUGUUGGAUGCGCGCCAGUACGUUGUCCACAGCCCCGACGGGACGCGUCAGUGGCUUCCGCGCUGCCGCGCCUGCGUAAAACCAUCCCACUGCGAUGCCGGCCCCGCACACACCCUCCUAUUCCCCCUCUCCGGCCUUAGACUCUCUUCCUCAUGUCGUCUGAGACCGUCCAUCUCCUAGUGCUGGUCCACGGUAUGUGGGGCAACCCCAGUCAUCUAGACAGCCUACGCAAAGGGAUCAAGGAACGCUACAGCCAGCCGGACUGCCCGAAAGGUCCAGAUGGCGAGCAGCUGGAAGUGUUGCUUGCUGAAACGAACCAAGACGAGCACACAUACGACGGUGUCGACUGGGGAGGAGAGCGCGUAGCUGAGGAGAUCCUUGCUGCGGUUAAGCGACUGGAAGACACCGGGAAGAAAGUCACUCGCUUCUCCAUGACGGGUUACAGUCUCGGCGGGCUGGUCUCUCGCUAUGCGGUCGGCAUUCUCCACCAGCGAGGGUUCUUUGAGAACGUCGCCGCAGUGAACUUCAACACUGUCGCAACACCGCACAUAGGACUGCCUAGAUAUCGCACCUUCAUUUCCUCGGUCGCCUCUUUCCUGGGACCCACAUUGCUCUCACGAACUGGAGAGCAGUUCUGGGCUGUCGACAAGUGGUCACCGCGCGGACGGCCCCUCCUAGAGGUUAUGGCGGAUCCGGACCGUGUCUUCUACCAAGCACUCUGUCAAUUCCAGCAUUUGCGCAUAUACGCCAAUGCUGUUCACGACCUGACUGUGCCGUACCCUUCGGCCGCCAUAGAAGCGGACGACAUAUUUUACGAGCACAUGACCAAUGGCAUAGACAUAGAGCUAGACGAACAAUACGCCCCUUUAAUCAAGUCGUACCAUCUUCCCGACACUCCGCCACCACCACCCAUCGUUCCAAAGCCCCUUACGCGGGAAUGGUUCACCAACGUGCGACUGCCUUUACCGCCUGUUCUGCAAUUCAAGUUCCCGUACAACAUCCUUGUCUUCGUCGCUCUCCCCUUCAUCAUGCCGCUCUUCCUCACGCUCGUGCUUACGCGCCUCACGCUUUCCAUGCGCGCGUCUCGCCGGCGUCUGCGACUGCUCGAGAAGGAAGAGUCUUCUGUCGAUCGCCUGAUGCACGUCAUCGCUAAGCUCGAACGCAACAUGGAGGACACCAUGGCCGAUAUGCUCGACGGGCCCGCUUCCCCGGAACCACCUCUCGCAGAGGAAUCCUCAUACAGCUCCGCCCCACCGAAGGCCAUCCUGGCCACGCCCGAAGGCGAGAGCUCUGCGCUGGAGAACGGGGAGAGGCCCGCGAAGGCGGAGCGCGUCGAGUCGGUGACGGUGUCGCACCCGAGCGGGCGGCCGCCGACGGUGCUGAUGACGGACCUACAGCUGCGGCUGGUGCGGAUGCUGAACACGCUGCCGCACCUCAAGAAGGAGAUCGCGUUCAUACACCCCGUCCAGAACGCACACGGGCCGAUCAUCUGUCGCGACCCGAAGCGGUUCCCGAGCCACAAGCUCGGCGAGGGCGUCGUGCGGCACUGGGCGGACCACUUCAUCUUCUGAAGGCAUGUUGGGUGUACGUCUCUGUUUGGCCUCUAUGUACGCGGAAGUUCAUUGGCUGCGACGAGCGUGCGAGCGUGGC
Molecule: messenger RNA, 1754 nt
Organism: Fomitopsis serialis
Lineage: Eukaryota; Fungi; Basidiomycota; Agaricomycetes; Polyporales; Fomitopsidaceae
Product: putative serine esterase-domain-containing protein
Exons: 7
Coding region: 257-1675 (472 amino acids)
Source: RefSeq, a predicted model, not a curated record